CCCGUCGGCUGCCGCUUCGCUUUCGUCGCCACUCGACGUCUCCUCCCACUCGUCGUCAGAGAUGUCUGAACACACGCGAUUCACAAGAACGAGUCGUUAUUGCAUCUUUCGCCAAUACAAAAAAAACUGUGGAGAUGUCAGAGGAAAUCACGUCACUGUGCGCCUUACCGUCUGAGGAGCACAUGUUGACGAGGAUCUCUAAGGACGUCUGCUGGGCUGUCAGCAAGGCCACCGCUUCCCUCAGCUCCUCCAGCUCCCUCUGGACGCAAACAAGCCGCCUUACUUUCGGGAUGGAAACUGCACGCGAGGAAACAUACUUGAUAACUGGAGGGUGUGGAUACUUUGGCUAUCGCCUGGCAGCCGACCUGUAUAAAAACGGGGCCAAAAUCAUCCUGUUUGACGUCAUACCGCCGAAGGAAGACAUGCCAGAUGGAAUUACGUUUGUCCAAGGAGAUAUCUGCAACUACACAGAGGUGGUGAGCGCCGUUUUCGGUGUGCACUGUGUGUUCCACGUGGCGUCGUACGGCAUGUCUGGACGGGAGCAGCUGAAACGAUCUCGAAUUGAGGCAGUGAACGUGGAUGGCACCCGUAACGUUAUAGAGGCGUGCGUCGAGUGCGGCGUACCGAGGCUGGUUUACACCAGCACUUUCAAUGUGGUUUUUGGGGGUCAGGAAAUAAAAAAUGGAGACGAAAGCCUGCCGUAUCUGCCUCUCGAUCUCCACCCGGACCAUUAUUCCCGAACUAAGUCUAUUGCGGAGGUGGCUGUCCUUAAAGCAAAUGGAACGGCGCUGAAGAACAAAUCCGGGGUACUGAGAACUUGUGCCCUGCGUCCGGCUGGAAUUUAUGGGCCUGGCGAGCAGAGGCACCUCCCUCGAAUUGUGAACUACAUUGAAAAGGGAAUCUUUAGGUUUGUCUAUGGUAAAGCCAGCAGUUUGGUGGAAUUCGUCCACGUGGACAAUCUGGUAUUGGCACAUGUGCUCAGUGCCGUUGCACUGACUGCACAGGGGCGUCACCACGCCGCUGGCCAGGCCUACUUCAUCUCCGACAGUCGUCCCGUCAACAAUUUUGAGUUCUUCAGACCCCUAGUGGAAGGUUUGGGGUACCCUUUCCCGACACUGCGCCUUCCCAUCACCCUGGUUUACUUCGCUGCCUUCCUAAUUGAGAUCAUCCACCGCUUUGUUGCACCAUUCUAUGAUUUCCAGCCGCUUCUGACACGCACAGAGGUCUACAAAACAGGGGUGACGCACUACUUCAGUAUGGCCAAGGCCGAGGCCCAGCUCGGGUACCGACCCAAGGAGUACGACCUGGACCAAGUGGUUCAUUGGUUUCGGAGCAGGGGACACGGGCGGAAACGGCAAAACUCCAGCAUCGGUCGACUGGUGGUGAACCUUAUUAUUGUUGCUGCUUUUAUGGUCGCGGUGCUGUCAUUUUUACCAGUUGUCGGUAGCUGAUUGUGCUGUGUAUAAUAUAGUAAACUUUUUAACUCAAUGACAGUGAAUGAGUCAAAUUUUCUUCACAAUUUUAUUGAGCUCUCGGGUUUUUUAAAGAAUGUCUGUGACAUGUUUUCAUUUUAAUCUUGCAGCAAUCAAGAAUUCUAUUCAUAAUUUCAAAAUAAAGAAAAGUGAAUUUAUUUUUUGUAUUCACUGCAAGUGCCGGACUCCUUAACUUCCAUUAUUAACUCGGGUUAAACUUGUAUUUUCUCCAAGAUCUGAUUCAAGAUCUCACUUUCUUUGCCGAGAUUUAUUGCUUUGACACUACUUUUCCAAUUUUUUUUUUCCUAAUUCGUAUUCUUUACAUCAAUUACCGUGUUUUCCGGAUUAUAAGUCGCACUUUUUCUUCAUAGUUUGACUGGUCCUGCGACUAAUACUCAGGUGCGAUUCUGCACCCUCUACGCUACUCAACUUUGAGUUAGUGCAGUUUUUCAAAAGUGAUACUGAAGAUGAUGACUUGUAUGGAUUUGGUAGUGAUUUGGCGUAAAAUCGAGAGUUUGUUUUGUUUAUUAUUAUCUGAAUAACUGUUUAUAUGAUAUACAGUGGGGAAAAUAAGUAUUUAGUCAACCACUAAUUGUGCAAGU
Messenger RNA from Corythoichthys intestinalis (scribbled pipefish), 2074 nucleotides. RefSeq names its product short chain dehydrogenase/reductase family 42E, member 1 (gene sdr42e1). Gene Ontology annotation, molecular function: 3-beta-hydroxy-Delta5-steroid dehydrogenase (NAD+) activity. Lineage: Eukaryota; Metazoa; Chordata; Actinopteri; Syngnathiformes; Syngnathidae. The transcript is spliced from 3 exons. The coding region runs from base 135 to 1451 and encodes 438 amino acids. Gene Ontology annotation, biological process: steroid biosynthetic process. The record is from RefSeq and is a predicted model, not a curated record.